Messenger RNA from Trichogramma pretiosum, 1946 nucleotides. Its product is annotated as optomotor-blind protein-like. Lineage: Eukaryota; Metazoa; Arthropoda; Insecta; Hymenoptera; Trichogrammatidae. The record is from RefSeq and is a predicted model, not a curated record. Gene Ontology annotation, molecular function: RNA polymerase II cis-regulatory region sequence-specific DNA binding; DNA-binding transcription factor activity, RNA polymerase II-specific. Gene Ontology annotation, cellular component: nucleus. The transcript has 6 exons. Gene Ontology annotation, biological process: positive regulation of DNA-templated transcription; cell fate specification; regulation of transcription by RNA polymerase II. Bases 63 to 1553 code for a protein of 496 amino acids.
GCGCGGGUGGCGGUGCGCCGGGCGGUCUCAGGCCCUCGCUCAGGCCCGGACUGACGCCCGGCAUGCUGCACGGCUCGCCGCACGGCCUGCCCGGCCACCAUCAUCUCGGCAAUCCUCAUCCGCAUCUGGUGCCGCCCGCCGAGGACGACGGCGUCGUCGACGAUCCCAAGGUCACCCUCGAGGGCAAAGAGCUCUGGGAGAAGUUUCACAAGCUCGGCACCGAAAUGGUUAUCACCAAGAGUGGACGACAAAUGUUUCCACAAAUGAAGUUCCGCGUGUCGGGACUCGACGCCAAAGCCAAAUAUAUCCUGCUGCUCGACAUCGUCGCGGCGGACGACUUCAGAUACAAAUUUCACAAUAGCAGGUGGAUGGUCGCGGGCAAGGCCGAUCCGGAGAUGCCCAAGCGCAUGUACAUACACCCGGACUCGCCGAGCAGCGGCGAGCAGUGGAUGCAAAAAGUCGUGAGCUUCCACAAACUCAAGCUGACGAACAACAUCAGCGACAAGCACGGCUUUACGAUUCUCAAUUCCAUGCACAAGUACCAGCCGAGGUUUCAUCUGGUCCGGGCGAAUGAUAUACUGAAGCUGCCCUACUCCACGUUCAGGAGUUACGUGUUCAAAGAGACGGAAUUUAUCGCCGUCACCGCCUACCAAAACGAAAAGAUAACGCAGCUGAAAAUCGACAAUAAUCCAUUCGCCAAAGGUUUCCGAGACACCGGCGCCGGCAAACGCGAAAAGAAUUCUAGCCGGCAGUCCCUGCUCUCGGUCUCCGGGGGCGGCUCUCGCCUCAGCAGCUCGGGCCUCGGCGGUCCGGGCUCGCCCGACAAGCAUCGCCGCUCCUCCAACUCGGCCAACGACUACUACGACGACGACGACAAGCUGCUGGACGUGGUGGGUCCGGACACGCCUCGGCCCUCGCAUCAUCACAGAUCGCACUCGCACGACCGGGACGGCAUCAGUCACGACGGCAGCGAGUCCUCGGGCUCCGAGAGCGAACGUUUGGCCGCCCAUCACGGCUCCGAGGGGCCCAGACCCGACGUUACCGUGGGACCGCCGCUGCAUCAUCCGCCCCUGAUACCCUACCUGUACCCGACGGUGUCGGGCCUGUAUCCGCCGCCGAGUCACCUCAUGCCGCCCUCGCCGCUGGGUCUGCACGGCUCGGUCACGACGAACAUGUUGCUCAACGCGCAGAUCGCCCUGGCGGCUCAGCACUCGUCGCUGUUCAGCCACUACAAUCCGCAACACCUGAUGAACUCGCUGCAGACCUUCAAGGCGAAUCAUCGUUACGCGCCGUACACCCUGCCGUCGCACGCGCCCUCGCCCGGCUCCGCGUUCGAGACGGUGACGCCGGGCAGUCGGGGCGGCACGAUCAGUCCCCGCUCGCCGCCGCCGAGGCCGCCCACGGGUUCGCCCACGCCCGCCGGCAGCAUAGCCAGCUCGGCGACGGGCGAGCUCAAGUCCAUCGAGAACAUGGUCAACGGGCUGCAGGACAAGCGUCACAGUAGGACGAGUCCGCACAGAUCCGAGUCGGAUCACGGCGCCGGGAGCCCGUGACAGGACAAUCGCAGCAGCGGCGGUAGCAACAGCGGCAGCGGUGGCAGACUCAACAAUAACGUGGUGAUCGAGGGUAGUGGUGGUAGUGACUCAACGACGACGAGAGAUCGGAAAUACGGCGGUAAGGUGGCCGAGCAUCAGCAGCAGCAUCGUCGUCGCGACGACGUCGAUGAUCACGACGACGAUGGUGCUGCCGGCAACACCGAGAGCAACGACGCCGCCUCCUCAUCGCGCUCGCUGGCCGAGGAUCAUCCGAACAAAGUUAACAAGGGCGGCGGUGGCGGACCCGACGCUGCCCAACCCGACUCCACGUCCGGGCCGGCUUCGUAGCAACCAGGUGUAGAAGCGAUUUAAACGAGACUUGGUUGUCGGCAAGUAAACCCCAAAAAUUAA